Molecule: messenger RNA, 2355 nt
Organism: Sinocyclocheilus grahami
Lineage: Eukaryota; Metazoa; Chordata; Actinopteri; Cypriniformes; Cyprinidae
Product: protein SLX4IP-like
Exons: 8
Coding region: 337-1374 (345 amino acids)
Source: RefSeq, a predicted model, not a curated record
GAACGCGGCUGUCUGGCAAAGUAUGCAGCCUCCUACAUCCGACUGCGUCUCCGUGACAACUGCACGCGCCGGGGUCCUAACGUGACAGGGCAAGUUUCAAACCAUCGGCGGGAGAAAAUAUUAAAGCGUCUUUCGUAAUUACUAUUUUAUUGUUAUGCUCGAGUCGUUUUAAUUAAACGUAUAGAUUGUAUAUUGUCAAUUAUAUCCAUACAACCCAGGAAUAUCAUAAGAAAAUCUGUGAGCGUCAUUUUACCAUCCCUUCCUGCUUUGUGUUUUUAUUUAGAUUUUCUACUACUUCAGUCCAACUGCAUCUGUCACGAACACUGUCUCAUCAGAAUGCAGUCUUCUAAAUUUGUAGUCAAGUGUGGGAAUUUCGCCGUGCUAGUGGAUCUUCACAUACUGCCCUUAGGUGGCCAAGACAAUGCCAGCUGGUUCUCUCCAGAGCACAGGAAGGAAGUCGGCUCGCUGAUUAGAGAUGCAUUGGAGCUGAGGGUGAGGCAGUUUCAAGAGGCCAGAUACCAGAAGAUCCAGCCCAAACCAAGGAAGGAUCUCACCCUGACCGCCCCGCUCUGUCAUGAAGGUGGGAAUGUUUGCCUGGCGGUGCACUUCAUGAAACGACACGUCAACCUGAGAUGCAUUAUCAGGCAGCACUACAGAGAGUUGCGUGUGUUUCCUGAGCGUGUUGUAGUGUGUGCCAGUCCUCCAGAGAAUUCUGCACUUCCCAGUGGAAAUCUGAACCUGGAUGUGAGUGAACCAAGCCAUUCAAAGUAUUUUUCUGGCUCUGGCGAGAUGAUAGAUCCAUUACCCAGCUCCACAGCAACAAAAAGAGCCAUUCUUCAGAAGAUUGCCAGGCAGGCUAAAGUCCAACCCCAACAACGCCAAGAUGAUCAAGCGGACAAAGCUGAGAAGGGGUCUUCUGAAGCAUGUCAUCCUGUCACCAUAUCGUCUAGCAGCUUUCUCACGGGUGAGUCAUUGGAGGAAGGGAAAGCCGUGUUGUCAUCUAAAUUAAGUAACAGUAAAGAGAUCACCGAACCACAUCUUGACGCUACCGGUCCGAAGAGACGACCACGGACCCCAAGUAGCUCAGGGGAAGACGCUGACCACCAAAAGACAAAAAUAUCUCGUUUUGGAGAGCCUGCAGCGUCAAGCGAUUCCAACAAUCCCUCUUCCGACGUUGCCGCUGCAGACUCAGUUUGCAGUCCCCAGCCUGAGAUUUCACAGACUAACCAAAGCGGGCUGGCUUCAAGUUUGAGAGGCCUAUCCGUCAAACCCGUAUCCUCUGGCUCCUCUAUUAGUUCCAGAUCUGUCGCCAGAGAGGGAAGGAAGGGGGGUGAGCCCAGAACAUCCCGAUUACGCCGGCUCAAGAAGUCCUGAGGGGUGCAGCGGUAUUGAACGAGAGAGGAUGUCUGAAGCCACCACGAUAGAUGUUACAGUACACACUUCUACUGUAAUAUUGUCUGUCAGCGGCGGUUGCACAAAGAGUUCACCACACACAGUCUUGCACAUACAGUACUUCCCUUCUCCCUUUAAAGUAAAAAACACAAAACUGCUCAAACGCUUGAAUUAGAUUACCAAGAAGCUCUCAAAUAUUUGAAUCGACUCCACUAGCAACAACUUAAAAGGAACUCAAGCAAACAGUAACUUCACUCUAAACAAAAACACAAAUGCAGUUCGCGUUUUCGGUGUAAGAUUUGUAUUUCAGACUAGCGGGAGCCGUUGAGCACACUGUGGCUUCAAGCCCAAUUCUCUGGCUCCAUCCGUCUGAAAUCUCCACUCUUCCAGCUUCAGCUGAGCACAUGAUUGAUUUCGCUGUGUUCUCACAUACACCGCGCUCCUUAAGCGAUCAGGGGUUUUCACCGUUGGAGCCGACGGUCGUCUCCCUGCGGUUAUUAUUUGUAAAUGUGUUAUUGCUUUUCGUAACAGCUAAAAGUCUACUGCGGGAUGACUGACAACGCUAUGGAACGCUGUAGUGGCGUUCGCGUCCGAUAUUUGGCUAAUCACGGGUGCAGUCGACAUUGAUUUAGUGCGUGAUGGCAGGAUGAUUAUAUGCAUGGACAUAAAUUCGUUGAGUCACAUGCUUUAUUUUCCAGCCGUGCUUACAAAUCACUCAAUGUUUAUGUAUUAAGUAUAAAAAUGUUAUCAGAAUAUACAAACAUUGUGCAGCAAUAAUCCCAUAAUGUGGCGGUCGGAAUGCUUCUGGUUACAACAUAUUUCUCUGUAUAUUCUGAUGUUAUGUCAUGAAAUUCGAAUCGUUAAAGAUAGCAAACCAUUUGUUCCUAAUCAAACGUUUGCGUUGAGAUACUUGUGAACUAAAUGUCCAAGGAAUAUGUUAAAAACUGAAUGCAAUCUACUGUA